CGCCAAAACCGGAGCUCAUUCCCCGCCAAAAUCUCCCACAGCCACGUGAAUUUGACUUCGCUUCGUUCCGGCUGAGCACCAUACAGGUCAUGGCGGACCUUCCAAUCCAGUGCGUGAAGAAUGUGGUGCUGGAGGUCACACGUGACAACGGAGAGAUCGAUCGCAGCACACUCCAGACCGACCUUGUGCUGCGAAAGGAGAUAGGCAACGCGCGCCUCGUGAGUGGCGACACCAUGCUCUGGGUGGGUAAGGGCGUGUUGUCCCACAAGGACUCGACGCUAGACUCUGCACUGACGCGCACUGUGCGCGUGGAGAGUGGCAAACGGCGCUUCGUGUUCACACUCCCCCUGGAUGCCGCGGGUAAACAUUUUUACGCCGAGCUCAAGGACCAGGUGGACGGCGUGGAGAUUCGCAAGAAGAAGCGCAAAAUCCGCAAGCAGUUGAGCCAUGUAAUGGGCUUCACGCCCGUCAAUACACUGAAGAGCCCCAUGAAGAGCCCCUCACCUUUGCUCAAGAGUCCGGCCGUGAAGCCUCCCAUGACUCCCAAGCGCAGUCCUCUGGCAGAUAUUGGGACGCCCAAAAGGACCCCACAGCUGACACUCCCGCCUCCGUUACCGGUAACUACGAAGGGCUCGAAUUCAUCUUUGGCCUCUCCGUUGAGGUCACCAUUCCGCUCUCCGUUCCGCAAGAAAGCACGGCUCUCGCAAAGUCCGUUGAGUGGAGGAAAAUCGUCGGAGAAUGCUGGAAAAAUGCCACCAGAAUCCCCAGCGCGUGAAUGGCUCAGUCCAGCUCGAUCGCUUAGGCUUCGUAGUGGACCGACUCCACCGGAUCUAAAGCAACACCACAAAACCCCUGAGAUCCGGAGUGUGGAAAAAGAAAAAGGUUCUGGAGGAAGCUCUGGCGAGAAAUCACGUCGGAAAUCGAUCACUGGAUCGAUUAAUAAGCGAGUUCGCUCGCUCCAGCUCAUGCUGGACGAUGAUUCAAGCAUCAAGGAGGCUGAGGAGCAUGCUAAAAAGAAAAUCACCUCUCACUUCUUCAAAAUGAGCCCGUCUCCCAGUUUCCACAAUAAGACUGCUCGAGCACUGGAUAUGUCGAUGGAAUCUGCGUCGGAAGAGAUGGAGCAAGCGGAUAACAAGACGAAUGCUUCGAAUCCCAAUGCAGGAGACUCACCUGGGGAUGGAACUCAACGAAGUACUCAUGGAUUGCUCAAUUUGGGCAACUACUGUUACAUGAAUGCUAUAGUGCAGGCACUGGCAGCUCUUCCCGAGUUUGUAAGUGGUAUUCAAAAUGAAGAAAACCUACUGAAGAUCAUCCAAAAGCAGCCUCAUUCGAGUGCGAAGGUCAAGACUAUGGAGCAACUAAAGACCAUUUUCGACAAUUGGCGGACAAGCGGAGAUACCAAACAUCUUCCGUUGCAGUACACGUUAAGCCAGUUACUCCAGCAAGUUAUCAAUGGCAGCGAGACGUCGAUCAACCCGGAACCUCUCAAGAAUAUCAUGGGAAAGAAGAACCCCAUCUUCGCAACCCACUUUCAGCAAGAUGCCCACGAAUUUUUGCUAAAUCUGGUGACGGAAUAUGAAAAGGAGCUGGUGCAAAUGGUUCAUGAAAUUACCGAAAAGAUUGAGGAAGAGGCCAAGUCAACUCCUCAGGUACAGAAGAGCAGUUUGCUGAAAUUCUUCCGCAACGGUCCUAAGGCGAAGCAGACGGAGCAAAAGAAGUAUGACAAGUCCUCCAAUGCAGAACUGGAGCUCAUAUGUCGUCUUCCUCCAGCGAAGUGCUUUCGCGCAGAGUUGAAUCGCACGCUAACCUGUCGGAAGUGUGGGUACAGCCGGAAAAAGGCCGAGACAUUUUACGAUUUCUCCUUGGAUCUACCUUACCACUCCAUCCCAGCGCCAGAACCCACUGCCGAGCAGGAACCUCAAGCACCGCCGUCACCCGAACGGCAGUGUUUUUGCAAUCUUACUCCUGUAACAAGUGGAGAAGGCAACGAGCGCUACUAUUGCUGCCCAAAAGCAUCCUGUAGUUAUCGUGACAGAUACGUGGAGAGUGGGGAGCCUGCACGGUCACCUGCGAAAACUACAGAUACGAUGGUGAAGUCUGCUGCGGCACCGUCAUCAACACUUGCUGCACGUGGAUGGCCAGCUCGGCCACCACAGAUUGAGUUGGAAACACUGGUUCAGAAACAAUUUGAAACCGAGGUGCUGGAAUUGACUUGUGAGAAGUGCAAAGACGGAAAAGAAGCGGAGUCGGCGUACCAGAUCAAGUCCUUGCCGUCGGUCCUUGUUUUCCACCUGAAGCGCUUCGAAGUAAACCCUCAUACUGGCGCUUUGUUCAAGCGCUGCGACCCAGUCAUACCACCAGCCGUGAUUGAUCCUACACGUUCCAUCAACUGUACUGCUUUAUCGGGGACUGAUUCCCGAUAUGCGCUUAAAAGCGUCAUUCACCAUCUUGGUAAAAGCAUUGAUGAAGGGCAUUAUGUUGCAGACGUGUGCGAUGCUAAUGGCCAGUGGAUUCGUCGAAAUGAUACGCACGAGUCUAUGAUCUCGGAAGACUAUGCGCUACAAUCUUAUCGAAGCCAAGAGUCAUGCUAUAUGUUCUUCUAUGUCAAGUCGGAGAGAAUUAACACUGAUGGUGGCAAGGAAAAUGUACCAGUAAACCGCGCUUCACCCCAAGACGAAAACGAUGAAAACUCGAGCCAGCAGCGGCAAGGAGCUCCAAGUAAUGAGCUGAGGGCCUUCUUGUAGCCCUCAGAAACGAUUGGCACACACUUACGUGUUGAUCGGGUAUACUAGUAUUUUUGAAAUAAACUACACUGCUUAGUCCACGCCAUUAUGCUCUUUAGGGACACUAGCUUUUCUACUUCAUUCUUGGAACGAAGGCUUUGCUAAAAGUGG
Molecule: messenger RNA, 2894 nt
Organism: Phytophthora nicotianae INRA-310
Lineage: Eukaryota; Oomycota; Peronosporomycetes; Peronosporales; Peronosporaceae
Exons: 5
Coding region: 90-2744 (884 amino acids)
Biological process (GO): protein deubiquitination
Cellular component (GO): cytosol; nucleus
Molecular function (GO): cysteine-type deubiquitinase activity; cysteine-type endopeptidase activity
Source: RefSeq, a predicted model, not a curated record